UCAAUUUUGUUUUCUCUGCUGUGACACCAAAAAUGGCAGUCUUAGAAUGUAUGUACAUCAAACAAGCUAUUGACCUUCUACAGGGCUUAUUAUCAGAUCGAGAUGAAAAGCAGCUCAGUGAGGAAUGUAUUGCUCGCUUGUUCAUAUUUGCUGUAAUGUGGUCAAUUGGAGCUCUUUUGGAACCAGAUGACAGGUUGAAAAUGGAGCUGUUCCUACGAAAGCAUUCUGCAGUGAAAGAACUUCCAGCUGUGAAUGGAGAAGAAACCAUGUUUGAAUUUGGUAUUAGUACCAGUGGCCAGUGGGAGCACUGGUCAGAGAAGGUCCCUGAAUAUAUUUACCCUAAAGAUUCAGUACCAGAAUAUACUUCCAUUCUAGUUCCAAAUGUAGACAGUGUUCGAACAGACUUUCUAAUGUACACUAUCAUGAAGCAAGGAAAAGCUGUUCUACUAAUUGGGGAACAGGGAACAGGAAAAACAGUUAUGAUUAAGGAUUACAUGAGCAAGUAUGAUCCUGAUGUUCACUUGUCCAAGUGUCUAAACUUUUCUUCUGCAACUCUACCAAAUAUGUUCCAAAGGAGCAUAGAAAGUUACGUAGAUAAAAGAAUGGGUACCACUUAUGGUCCUCCAGCAGGGAAGAAAAUGACUGUCUUUAUUGAUGACAUCAACAUGCCCGUGAUUAAUGAAUGGGGUGAUCAGAUCACCAAUGAGAUUGUAAGACAAUUGAUGGAACAGAAAGGUUUCUACAACUUGGAGAAGCCAGGUGAAUUUACGAACGUGGUUGAUAUUCAGUUUGUAGCUGCAAUGAUUCACCCUGGGGGAGGUCGGAAUGACAUCCCACAGCGCCUGAAACGCCAGUUCACCAUCUACAACUGCACACUACCUUCCAGUUCAUCUAUUGACAAAAUAUUUCGAACAGUAGCUGAAGGCUAUUUCUGUGAGCAACGAGGUUUUUCUGAGGAAAUUUGUAAACUGGCUUCUGCGUUAGUAUCUACAACACGAAAAGUAUGGCAAACAACAAAAGCAAAGAUCUUACCAACUCCAGCUAAAUUUCAUUACAUCUUUAAUUUACGAGACCUUAGUCGUAUUUGGCAAGGAAUGCUAACAGUAACUUCUGAAAUCUGCCAGAGCAUCAGUGUUUUGGUAGCCUUGUUCCAGCAUGAAUGCAGACGUGUUAUUGCAGACAGGUUCAUCAGCCAAAGUGAUAAAGACUGGUUUGAAGUUAUGAUGAAAAAGACUGCUGCUGCAGAACACGAUCAAAAUCUAUUUGAAGAUGGAUCUACAGAAUUAUACUUUGCAGAUUUUUUGCGUGAUGCCCCAGAAGCGACCGGAGAUGAACCUGAUGAUGUAGAAUUGAAGGCUCCUAAAAUUUAUGAGCCUAUUCCAUCUUUGGAUUAUUUGGCUGAAAGAUUACAAAUGUUCAUGCAACAGUACAAUGAAAGCAUCAGAGGAUCAAAGAUGGAUUUAGUAUUUUUCAAGUUACCAAAAGCUCUGAAGGAAUGGCAAGCAUUUCGAGACCUAAAGAAGAAAAUUGAUGACUUCACAGAGAGCUGUCCUCUGCUUGAAAUGAUGGCAAACAAGGCAUGUUCAGCAUAA
Meleagris gallopavo (turkey) is the source of this 1592-nucleotide messenger RNA. NCBI's taxonomy places the organism in Eukaryota, Metazoa, Chordata, Aves, Galliformes, Phasianidae. The record is from RefSeq and is a predicted model, not a curated record.